AUGGCUCCCAUCACCGCGAGGGAACCUCCCAAGGCUCCCGUCACUGCGAGGGAACCGCUGCCAGUGAAAAGUCAAAUCAGGGCGACUCCUGUGAAACAAAGAGAAGUAGAGAAAGUAGAGACAGCUCCAAAGAGAGAUGAAGGGAAAACCGUGGCCAGAACCCUGGCCAGAACCCUGGCCAGAACUCUCAAGAAGGAUGGAGUAACCGAGGCAAUGACGGCGUUGGACACUGAAGCGCUUAAAACCAAGCCUUUAUCACUGGCUCAGACUGAAAAUGUCCCAGAAAGUGAUCCCGGUGAUGGCAACUAUGAGGAUGUGAACUUGGAAACAGGGAAACCGGAGGCUCCAAAGGCUCUUAUAACGAUUGAUCCAUUGAAGACGACGUUCGUGGCUUAUGGUGGAAAGGCCACCUUCAAUGUGUUGAAUGCUGGCGAUGCUCGGACAGUAUUCAAAGUGAAAUGUUCGAACAAUACUGACUACCGCAUAACGCCAGCGUAUGGCUUCGUCGAUGCAAUAGGCAUGUAUCCGAUAUCCGUGGUUCGCAUGCCAGGACCAGUGAAGGACGACAAAAUGGUAGUCCAGUGGGGAUUAGCACCGCAGGGCGCAACUGAUCCUAUCGCUGCUUUCAAGGAGUUAUCGCCCAAUGACAUACAACAAAUCACCGUAAUGUUCACAGUUGUCUCCGGAGUUACUGCUGCAAAACAGUCAAUGCCUCAGAAGCCAUCGACACCCGCCGCUCCUCCACUCCAAGAAGCUCUCAAGCCUGCGAUCGCUGGUGCUCCACCUGGUCUUGCUCCGAAAUCUGAGGUCAGAGCACCUGCUCUCAUUAUGCCUCUUGCUCCAGGUCCUACAGCAGCAAAGCCUACAACGCCACCAGUUCCGGCUCAAGCAAUAGGAUCUGUUCCACCACCAGUCCCAAUCAUGCCAGCAGACGCAGCCAGGGUGCCUGCGCAUCCUCCCAACGUGAAAAUUGUAAUUAGCCUAAAUAAUGAGAAUGCCAGCAGUCUUACGAUUAAAGUUAUGUUAAAAAUGCAUUUUUUGACAAAAACUACCCAUAUACAAAAGUUAUUUUAA
Molecule: messenger RNA, 1074 nt
Organism: Haemonchus placei
Lineage: Eukaryota; Metazoa; Nematoda; Chromadorea; Rhabditida; Trichostrongylidae
Source: the annotation of a GenBank genome assembly